Messenger RNA from Pollicipes pollicipes, 1340 nucleotides. It is a transcript of the gene eIF2Balpha, whose product is annotated as eukaryotic translation initiation factor 2B subunit alpha. Gene Ontology annotation, molecular function: guanyl-nucleotide exchange factor activity; translation initiation factor activity. The transcript is spliced from 8 exons. NCBI's taxonomy places the organism in Eukaryota, Metazoa, Arthropoda, Thecostraca, Pollicipedomorpha, Pollicipedidae. Gene Ontology annotation, cellular component: eukaryotic translation initiation factor 2B complex. The record is from RefSeq and is a predicted model, not a curated record. Gene Ontology annotation, biological process: translational initiation. Bases 91 to 1026 code for a protein of 311 amino acids.
CUCAUUUCACUUGGGACUGUAUGGGGGAUUACAGCGGUGUAUAGUAACAUUGCCACAUAUUUCCACAAAAAGGAUCAGCUGGCACAGGAAAUGAUGGACGAUUCAGCCAUUUCAGCUAUACAGCAAUCCUUUACAAAUACUGUGGAGGCAGACCCUGAAAUUUCUAUUGCAUUUGCAGCCAUCAAAACUCUGCUGAAAGAUCUUGAAACACAUGAAGUGGAGACAUUGGCUGAGUUAAUGAAGAGGAUGAAGGAGCUACAGAAGAUCCUGAUGCUCAGCGAGAAGGCCGGCGCCUCCGUGUCGUCCGGCACCGAACUCUUCCUUCGUUUCAUCACGUUGGCUUCGUUAGAAUACCCGGAGCUGCGUGAGAGCCGACGCAUUAUGAUUGAGCGAGGAAAGGCCUUCCUGCGCAUGAACGCCGGGGCGCGCGAGAAGAUUGCCCGUGUCUGUGGGCCCUUCAUCAUGGACGACAUGACCCUGCUGACCCACUCCAGAUCUCGUGCCGUCAGGGACGCCUUGAUAGAAGCCAAGAAGAACGGCAAAAACUUCCGCGUUUUUGUCACGGAGAGCUGUCCUGACCACAGCGGCGAGAAGCUACAGAAGGAGCUCAGCAGGGCCGGCAUCAGUUGCACGCUGGUGCUGGACGCGGCCGUCGCCUACGUCAUGGAGAGGGUCGACUGCGUGCUGGUGGGCGCCGAGGGCGUGGUUGAGAACGGCGGCAUCAUCAACAAGAUCGGCAACCUGAACGUGGCCAUGUGCGCACACGCCUUCAAGCGGCCGCUGUAUGUGCUGGCAGAGUGCAUCAAGUUCGUUCGCCUUUACCCGCUCAGCCAGCAGGAGGUGCCCAACGACUUCAAGUACUCGGCCUCACGCCGCACGGCGCCGCACCGGCCGGACGACGCCUCGCAGCCGACCCACCCGCUGGUCGACUACACGCCGCCGCGCUACAUCACGCUGCUCUUCACAGACCUGGGCGUUCUGACGCCGGCUGCCGUCUCCGAACAGCUCAUUCAGCUGUACAUGUGAGCCGGCCGCACCGCCGGACGACCGGCUCACCGGGCGGGCCGUGCGGACCGGCGGCUCCGACUGUUGUGCGCGCUGCACGCGGUUCGCCAGAUAGCCCCAACAGCUAUGGCUUCAUGGGAUCGCUGGUGGUGUUACUGUGGAGAGUGCGGGGGCGUUCGUUGAUCGCCUUUGAGAACAAUGCCCGGUUGAAGACGCAAAUGCGUGGGUUACAGUGAUAGGUUUUUACGUAUUUGUGGUGUAUGUGUACACUGUGAAUAAAACGCAAAGAUAGUAUUGUUCUCGAGCAUUUAUUCGCCAAUACACUUCGCCCAGUA